Penicillium canariense is the source of this 1203-nucleotide messenger RNA. RefSeq names its product cystathionine gamma-synthase. The coding region runs from base 1 to 1203 and encodes 400 amino acids. Gene Ontology annotation, cellular component: cytoplasm. Gene Ontology annotation, biological process: transsulfuration. NCBI's taxonomy places the organism in Eukaryota, Fungi, Ascomycota, Eurotiomycetes, Eurotiales, Aspergillaceae. The transcript is spliced from 2 exons. Gene Ontology annotation, molecular function: pyridoxal phosphate binding; carbon-sulfur lyase activity. The record is from RefSeq and is a predicted model, not a curated record.
AUGUCGCAUAGCGUUGGCACCUCUACCCGCUCCCUGCACGCGGACGACCUGCUCAAUGUCGUAUCCGACGUCGCCCCGCCGUUGCACCUGUCCACUACCUUCCGCUACUCCAACGAUCCCGAAGCACUCGUCCCUGCGGCAGACGUGAGCAGCUCCGACGCCGACCACACCUCGCACAUCUACUCGCGCCUCUCCGCGCCCAACCCCACCCGCUUCGAAACCAUCCUCACAGCUCUCCUCAACGGAAACACAAUCUCCUACUCAUCAGGACUGUCCGCCCUCCACGCCGCACUUACCCUCCUUAACCCACGCCGCAUCUCCGUUGGCGAGGGUUACCACGGCUGCCAUGGUGUCAUCGCCCUCUUCACCCGCCUCACUGGCCUGCAAAAGCUCGACCUAGACUGCGCCCCCGACCAGCUACAAGAAGGCGACGUCAUCCUCCUCGAGACGCCCGUGAAUCCCAAAGGCACAGCCUUUGACAUCGCCGCGUACGCAGAGAAAGCCCACUCGCGCGGCGCAUACCUCAUCGUCGAUAGCACCUUCGGCCCGCCCGGCCUGCAAGAUCCGUUUCUCUUCGGCGCAGACUUGGUCAUGCACUCCGGCUCGAAGUACUUCGGCGGCCACUCCGACGUACUGUGCGGCGUGCUCGCCACGCAGCGCGCAGACUGGCACGCGCAGCUCCUCAAGGACCGCAUCUUCCUCGGCGCUGUGAUGGGGAACAUGGAGUCGUGGCUGGGCGUGCGUAGCUUGCGUACCCUUGAAGUCCGCGUCCAGCGCCAGAGCGAGAAUACCACCCGCCUAGUGUCGUGGCUGCAUGCCGCGCUGCACGCGCCUAGCCCCGCGCCGGACUCUGCCGAGGCUGCCGUGCAGGCUGUCCUGGCCGAGGUUUUCCAUGCCUCUGUGCAGGAGACGCAGGGCGAUUGGCUGAGCAAGCAGAUGCCCAAUGGCUUCGGGCCGGUCUUUUCGAUUACGAUGCGCGACGAGCGGCUUGCGCGCCAGCUGCCGAGUAAACUGCAUUACUUCCAGCAUGCCACGAGCCUGGGCGGGGUCGAGACGCUGAUCGAGUGGCGGACCAUGUCGGAUACGACGGUGGAUCGGCGGUUGUUGAGGAUCAGUGUGGGCUUGGAGAAUUGGGAGGAUCUGAAGGCGGAUUUGGUGAGGGCUUUUAGGGAGUUGGGGAAGCUCUGGCGUGAAAUUCGAUAA